CUUUCUUAUCGUUCAGAAUGUUAUCAUUAACAGUUCGGAAGUACACACAUUAAUGCCAUCGUUAAUAGUAAAACAAACAUAAACAUGUCGGCGCAUAUUUUGCAAUGUACGUUUGGCAUAAGUUUUGCAUUUUGCUUCUUUCUGGGAGGAGGCGAGGCUUUUGACAAUGGACCACGUAUAACUGGUGUCAGAUUCUUGAUUACUGUUAAUGACACAUGGGCGGAGCCUCCUGGAUGUAUAACAACAGUGGCGACACCUAUGAUAGCGCCCAAUCUACCUUACAACAAGUCCCAAAGUAUUCUUGUCGGAGACUGUGACCGCGGACCUAUUCAAUACACGUACACAACACCUGGUAAAGAUGGUAACAAGUUUACCGUCGAUCUGACCUUCUACUCGUCGGUUAUCGAAGACGCCAGUCCGCCCACUUGUUCAUUGUCGUGGAACGGAACUUACCUGGUGCCGAAACCAUCCGACAAUUCGCUCCCGGACCUUCUUCCGGCCUGCUUCACUAUGGACUCUAGGGAAGGUUACCACAUGACGUACUACUGGUUUCAUAUCCUCGACUGGCGCAUUGAAUAAUUACUGAGUUAUUAAAGUACACCAACUAUAAUGAAA
This is a messenger RNA of Dreissena polymorpha, 615 nucleotides long. RefSeq lists its product as uncharacterized. NCBI's taxonomy places the organism in Eukaryota, Metazoa, Mollusca, Bivalvia, Myida, Dreissenidae. The transcript is spliced from 3 exons. The coding region runs from base 85 to 579 and encodes 164 amino acids. The record is from RefSeq and is a predicted model, not a curated record.